UAACUUCGCUUUGUAAGUUAAGGCCUCAAGUUAAAUUGAAGAUAACUUUAUAUUUGUAAGGUGGAGUGAAUUGCGCCGACGCACCAACGGUCAUUUGACGCUUCGUUUGAUGAGGGAAUGUCAAACACAGUUAGUGACUCAGAGGAAAAUCAUAUGAAGGGCUGUAGCGUGCUCUAGUAUAUUUAAGGCAGGACAGGUACAAAGAUUUCUGGGACCACACCCAUUUUUAUGUUUAACGGUAACGCUUUUCUCAAGGAAAUUUUGCUUUCUGUAUUCACUUUGCUUUUUCAAUUCUUUAGUACACGCUUUAGGUGCAAAGGAGUUAUCCAUUGUUACUGUGUAUCAUCUCUAAUAAACAUUACAAAUAGGGCUGCUAGAUUUGAGGCUUAGUGAAGAUGUAAAAAUUAAUAGGGUGCAAUUUGAAAUUGUGAAAAGUGAAAGUAAAGGAGAUGCUAUUUUAAUCAAAAACACAGCCACCAAAGAUGCUUCUAGAAGGCAGCCAAAGUUAUGCUGUGUCUUCUUAGAUUUAGAGAAGAGAUAUGAUACAGUGCUGAGCGAGUUGGUAUAGUCGAAUUUCUGGAUGGUUCACUUUGUGAAAACACCUAUGUUGAGGCUAACAAAGCAAUAAAAACGAUUUUGGGUGGGAGAGAUCUUUAGAUGAUAUCAGAAUCAAAUGUGGUUCCACCUUUCAUUAAUAUUUUAGCUCAGCCAUUCCUGGAGAUUACAUUCACCCAUAUUUAACGACAAGCACCACAGCGCUCUAUACUUGAUUUGAGAAUAUUAUUACUCGCAAUAAAUUAGCAUGCAAAUAGCACGGUGUAGCACCCCAAAAUGCAUUUUAUGAUGUUAAUGCAAAAUUUAACAACUGUAAUGAAGAAAAUUUAAAAAAAAGCAAAAUCCACACGUUGGGAAGUUUUGUGUCCAUAAAUAUCCAUUAGUGCUUUAUAAACAUUUGCACAGAGAGUUUAAACUUCUGAUAUUGUUUUGGAUUGUUCUGAUUUUCAUGGAGCUGAAAGAGAAACUUAGUCAUUUAGUUUCAGGCAGAAACGUGGAAUCGGUUAGGUGUCAUAGCGUCUAGUCUGGUAAUUGGAGAAUUGGGAUCUUCAUUUAGGCUCAAAAUCACAGACUACAGGAUAUUGAGGCUCAGCAAAAGUUAAGGACAAGGCUAGCAUGGGACACAGAGCUCUGCUGAGUUUGGCCCUCUUGGUGACCAGCGUUGCAACAGAAUCAGGCUUUGUCUCAGAAUUCUUUGAAGGCAAGCGGUGCUUAUGUUCAAAUGAGGAAAUGAAAGUCUACACGGUCAGCAGCGAGAUCCAGUGCAUUCAUCGAUGCUUACGACACGACGAAUGUGAAGCAGCUAAUUACAACAAGCAAAGUACCAAGAAGAAUUGUGAAGUAAGUCUAAAUGGAACUUGUUCAUCGUUUGUCGAAGUACAUGGCUGGAAAAGUCUUGUUAUUAAGCGUCAGGACCGACUCGAGAAGAAAGUUUAUCACAGCUGCAAAGAGGCGUACUUUGAUAUAAAAGAUGCUCCUUCUGGUGUCUAUCGGCUGCACAUUGGGCGCCAUUUUUGCAAAAUGGAUAUACCUGGGUGUGGUGGAGGCUGGACACUUGCAAUGAAAAUCAAUGGCUCUAAGGGAACUUUUGGUUUCAACAGUCCAAUGUGGUCCAAUGAUCAAGAGUACAAUACCGAAAACGGCCUGAAAUCGCUUUACGAGCACGAGGCAAAAUUUGCUGCUUUCAGCCAUCUUGCAUUUGAUGAGAUCUGCAUUGGAAUGAAGAACAAAGACGAAGUCAAUUGGCUGCGAUUACCAUUAAAGUAUUCGUCUCUUCUGGCAAUUUUAACGGCUGGACAACACAUUCUAACUCACGUUGGGCGUAGUGCAUGGAAAGGACUUAUUAGCUCGUCUUCUUUGCAGCCUAACUGUAAUUUGGAAGGAGUUAAUGUUGGGACAUACUACAACAAACCAAUGGUUAGAAUUGGCAUUAUUGCGAACGAUCAAAAUGACUGCUCCUCUCCAGAUUCCUACAUUGCUUUAGGUGGUCGGGACCUAGCUUGCGGGAACUCAGCCACAGCCUGCGUUGAAGGAAAUCAAAAAGUUCCAACCAUGGGAUUUAUUCUUGUUAAGUGAGGGACUCGACACUAAGAUGUGAUUAUGUAAACGCAACUUUUACAAACUAAGUAUUUGAAAAACCACUUUUUCUUGUCAUGCUUCCGUUACUCUGUUUAGCGUCUGUUCAAUCUGCUAAAUUUGAAGCUGCUCAUAGAUUGUCCCAUCUUUCUCCCUACGAACUGGCAAGAAAGUUGAAGUCACCUCAUGUUUACAUGCAAAUCUCUUCCCAACUUAAAGCUUCUAGCUUUGAUAUCAUCAGGGUUUCAUCAAUCUUUUCAAACUGAAACACGACAUGUUUUCGUAAUAGAAUGUGAACGCAUGCGCAUUAAUGUUAAUUUUCCCAGCUUCCAUGCAGUUUCCCAGUUCCCCUUAAGUCAUGCCCUGGACAAUUUUUUGGAUUUUCAAAUUGAAAGUAUUACCCCGGAUAUGUUGGACAAUCUACAAGUUAGACAAUUUUCUUACCCCGCGCCCCCCCUCCCCCCCCUGUAGUAGGCUUAACGUAACUGUAACCUCGUAAUAGUUUAACCUCGAAAUCAUAUGUGUAUAAGUUGUAUAGUUCUUUGUGUUAACAUUAGUCAAUCGCUAACCUCGUGCACGAGUCGCACGUCAAUCUACGAGUCGCCUUUCGCUCUCAAGUAUCUGGAUUACUCUAGAGUUAUAGGACACAAUAUAACCUAUAACACCCCCUUGAAUGCCCGAAUUGACGGAAUAAUUCAAUUGUAUAUGGGAUAAUCAAAAGGUGUGAUCCAGAAUGUUGAGAGGAGAAUAUCACUUGAUAAGUUGUUUCUUGUGCAAGCAGAAGAUGGAAAUUACAAAUAUUUUUUUGUAGAUGACAGUGGUAUUUCACUUCUCAGCUCAUGAACGAUGGUGGGGGUCAUUUUUCUCAUAUAAACGGACAACAGGUCUUGACAACUGUGUUAAUUCUGAAUCUAGAUCUAGUCUUGGGCUUUUAUUGGGAAGAGUUAGGCAUAACAUUAUCAAAGAAACAUAAAAAUUAUAAGGAACCAUAAAUCUAAAUCGACUAAUCUGUAUCAUGUUUUUCCAACCUCUUGCCUAACUACAGAUGAUACAGAACAUUUUGCUUAUUAUAUUUUGAUUAAAAUUGGUAUUUUUCAUAAAUCAAAAAACUUAAAAUUAGAAAUGUGUACUUCUUUCUAGAAUGACCGACGUUUUCGUUCCUAAAUAAAGAAAAACUAGGUCAUGUGUAAACUUAGUUCAGUCGGGUGUAGAUUCGUUUAGGUCCCAAUUUUCUGACCCAUUUGACGGUUUCCCUUGGUUAUAAUCUCUAUGAAAACAAACAAUUCAAAAGUUGGAUCUGGAGCAAAAACACGACCUGCUUCUUACGUUCACACGAGCAGGGCAAAAUGACUUUAUCUAAGCAAAAUUUCAGAAACUUCCUUUUCUUAAAGCUAGUUUGUUUUUGGAAAUUGCAAGUAUGCAGUGGCGUAGCUAGCGGUCAUGCUUGUCAUGCCGGGCAUGACCAUCUAUUUUCAGAGUUAACAUUUUUCAAAAAAUUAUAUUUUCGUAAGAAUAAAGUCCUAUUCUCCUGAUGAAAUAGCUCAGGCCAUUCGCCUUUGGAGCCCUAUGGUUCCACCCAAGAAUAUGGAGCCCUCCGAAGGCGCUCUUCUAUUGUCGGGCAUGACUAAAACAGAGGGUUUCCAAUUUAGUCAUGCCCAUAACUAUGAGCAUGACCAAACCCUGUGUUUUAGUCAUGCCCAUAACGCUGGUUCCCUAUGUUUGGUCAUGCCUAACAAUAGGAGUGACGCAGGAGAGAACAAAGGCUAGUCAUGCCAUUUCGAGAAGGCAUGACCAUCAUUAUAAUCAUCAGAACCGUCCUGUGUUAUUUCGUGAACGCGAAUGCGAGGCAUCGAUGGCGGCGCUGCUAUGCCUAGAUCCACGAGCUGGGAGUUAAUUCUCUGUAAGUAAAAUGCAAACAAAAGCUUAUUGCCAAGCAGCCACGACUCAUGUUAAUCUCCAGAACAUUUUAUGGCAACGACAGGGUUUUUCAGCCUUAAUGGUGUUGCACUAUGUGGAGAAGUGACAGGCACGAAAGACCAUUUUGGACAUAAAAUCAGCGAGCAGGAUCAUUUUAUGCAACCAAACCAAACUCUCAGCCUUUUCAGUAAUCAAUUGUUACUAGUUGAACAUUUGCAGAGAAUCUUCUUGAUUUAGUGAAUGCCAAAUCUUGAUGCUGUUCACUGGAGAUGGAUGGAGGAGAUAACAGUGUUAUUUUCCAAACCAACAGAUUUGAGAGCUUAAACUUUCCAGACAUUUAGCAGCAUAUUCAGAAACUGUUAAGCCCUUUAAAAGCAUUGUUACCAUAUUAUGAUUAGGACAAUAAGAUUGUAGUUAAUGGAUAGGGAAUGCCAGAACUUGCUUAAAGUUAUUCUUCAAUUUUUUGUUUAUUAUCACAUGCAAUAACACUGUUUUUACACACAAUUAAAGUCAAACUCAAAGCUCUACUGACUUCACUUUUAGUUGAAAGUACUUGUUACUACUUAUAGCUGUUGAAAUAAAAUGACCAGAGACAAGUCAAGCGUGUUACUGAUCUUGUUAGUUAAACAGUUUUAUUUCACUAUUACAACUUUUGAUGUAUUUGAAAAUUUACAAGAUCAAAUUAUUCAUUUACAACCCUUGUUUGCUAGAUUUAGUAAGGACAAUCCAAUCAUGUGGAUAUUUACCACAAGUAUAUGUGGAAACAUCAAUGUUUUUGUUAAGCUAAACUUAUUUUGCAAGGUAUUUUUCUAUUAAGUCUAACUUUGCAGAAAACAUUUUGCAACUAGGCCUAUCCAUUAUUUUAGCUUCCUAUAUUUCAUAUCAAUAUUUACAUUGGAUAUUCAUUUGCCAAU
Messenger RNA from Rhopilema esculentum, 4961 nucleotides. RefSeq lists its product as uncharacterized. NCBI's taxonomy places the organism in Eukaryota, Metazoa, Cnidaria, Scyphozoa, Rhizostomeae, Rhizostomatidae. The record is from RefSeq and is a predicted model, not a curated record.